Molecule: messenger RNA, 2039 nt
Organism: Stereum hirsutum FP-91666 SS1
Lineage: Eukaryota; Fungi; Basidiomycota; Agaricomycetes; Russulales; Stereaceae
Exons: 13
Coding region: 1-1959 (652 amino acids)
Biological process (GO): RNA export from nucleus; protein import into nucleus
Cellular component (GO): nuclear pore central transport channel; nuclear pore
Molecular function (GO): structural constituent of nuclear pore; phospholipid binding
Source: RefSeq, a predicted model, not a curated record
AUGAGUGCGUUCGGUAAUUUCGGCCAAAAUGCGAACAACACGAACAAUAACGCAAACAAUGCUCAACCUGCCCCGACGGGCGGUGCUUUCUCAAAUCUAGGUUCUAAUCCCGCGCCAGGCAGCGCGUUUGGCGGUGGAAGUCUGUUUGGUCAACAAAACCCACCAGCGGCAGGAGUUAGUUUGUUUGGCCCUGGCGCAAAUGCAGGAGCAAACACAGCAGCAGCCCCAGCACCUGCAAGUGGUGGGCUAUUUGGUGGGGGGAGCAAUGCUGCAGCGCCUGCUGCAGGUGGCAGUCUUUUCGGCGGAGGUGGUGGCGCCAAUCCUCCAACCCCUGGUGGUAGUCUCUUCGGCGGAAACACCAACACGACAAACAACGCAGCACCCGCACCGGCCACUGGGUCUCUAUUUGGCGGUGGAAAUACUGCGAACAACGCGCCUAAGCCUGGCAGCCUGUUUGGCGGAGGAGCUGCAACAGGAAGUGGGCAACCAACCGGGUCUUUGUUUGGCGGAAAUGCAGGGGCGGCGGCAGGUAGUACAGGGGCUGCAGCGGGAGGAAAUACAGGGGCUGGGGCUCCCGCUACAGGCAGUUUGUUCAGUGGAGGCCUCUUUGGAGCGAAACCUGCAGAUUCAAAUGCUGCUCCAAGUGCGCCCAAACCGCCGGGAUCACUCUUCGGUGCACCUUUAACAGCCAACACGAAUACCCCCGGCACAUCUGCUCCGGCCACUGGGGCACAACCGUCACUUCUUUCCCGGCUCGGUGGCGAUGCGCCAGCGCCUAGCACCUCGCCGGCUCCUGCACAAGGUGGCCUACUUGGAGGUAGUCUGUUUGGCACAAAAAAGCCUGAUACUCCUGCCGCCACCACACCAGCAGCCGGGACUUCCGCUGGUGGUUUCACCUUGGGUGGUGCCAAACCGUCUACACCUACUCCCGGAGGUAGUCUAUUUGGUAAUACCGCGAAUACAACUGGUACCCCUGCGACAGGUAGCUUGUUUGGAAACAAGGACGGGGCCACUACACCAGGUGGAACCACUGCAAACAAGGAUGCCGCCGCCCCAGCUGCCGGCCUCAAUCUUUUUGGGGCUGCAACCGCGAACAAGCCAGAAGAAAAGAAAACGACGACUGCAUCACCAUUCAACCUCUUCGGUGGUGGGAACACCGGAGCUGCUUCGACAGCAACUUCAACAGAGAAGAAGGAUGGUGCCACAUCAACGGCCGCAACGACAGUAACGGCGCCCGCGGUCUCCGUAGCACCUCCGUCGAUGCUUCGAGGGAAAAGUAUCGAGGAAAUUGUGAACCGAUGGUCUUCUGAGCUCGAGACGCAUGUGCGCGAGUUCACGAAGUACUCAACAGAAGUGGCUGUCUGGGAUCGAGCCCUGUAUGAGAACGGGAACAACCUCGCUGCCCUGUCUGCACACGUGCUGGCUGCCGAACGGGAACAAAAUGAUAUUGACCAGUCCUUGGAUCAUAUCGAACAGCAGCAACGGGACCUCGGUGCUACGCUAGAAGAAUACGAGAAGCAGGCGGAAGAGAUUCUGGGGAGGCAAGGUGGAUCGUUGAGGUCGCUCGAUACUGGCCCUGCGGAUUCCGAGAGGGACAAGAACUACAUGCUCGCGACCGAACUUCACAGUCACCUUGACGACCUUUCAUCCUCACUCACUCAACUCAUCGACUCCGUCAAUGCCGUCUCACUUUCUGCCAUCCCUCCCUCAUCUUCAGACGCCGCAAAAUCCAACGAAGACUCGAUGGCAGGUAUUGCUCAGGUUUUGAGCAACCACUUGGAGAGCUUAAACUGGAUCAACACGUCCUCAAAGGAGCUGGAGGCCAAGGUUGGAGAGGUAGAGAGCAGGGUAAGAGAUGCGGGUAUUAGUGUCAAUGGCAAUGUGGGUCAAGGGGCUACCUUGGGGUCGGGGACAGGUGGAUAUAGUGGGAGGUCGAGGGGAUUCGGGGUGAAUCGGUGAUGCGUUUUCGGCCUUGGAGAUCUGUAUGAACCAGUGUGGUUUGUUGUUUGUUUCAUGAUGACUUUUCUGUAUCUACUAUC